This is a messenger RNA of Ricinus communis (castor bean), 4505 nucleotides long. RefSeq names its product mitogen-activated protein kinase kinase kinase YODA. The coding region runs from base 1119 to 3776 and encodes 885 amino acids. The record is from RefSeq and is a predicted model, not a curated record. Gene Ontology annotation, molecular function: ATP binding; protein kinase activity. Lineage: Eukaryota; Viridiplantae; Streptophyta; Magnoliopsida; Malpighiales; Euphorbiaceae. The transcript has 12 exons. Gene Ontology annotation, biological process: protein phosphorylation.
UGUUCUUCUUAAACUCAUUUUAUUUGAGCUAUGAAAGCUUCAAUUUUUAAGAGAAUUUUGGAGUUUUUUAAGUGUUGACAGGACGUUUCAAGUGAAUUUGGAUAUGAAUUUUUUUUUUUUUUUUAGUUUUCAGCUUAUUUUUUUAUACCUGAUUCUUACUUGAGCUGUUUAGCUUGUUUUAAAUUUGCCAGCUUUGUAUCUUUUGUUGUUAUAUAUGUUUGUCGCGAAAAUUGAAUUUGUAGAUCUGGUGUUAUAAUUUGAUUAAGUAUGUUUUGGGUUUUGAGGUUGUGCAUGUUAAUGUUAAAAGUGGGGUAUUGAAAGAUGGAUCUAAUGUAGUAGUGGUUAUUGGGUGUUAGAUGUUUCUUAUAUAUGUGUAAAGUGAUGUUAUUUCUAUCUUUUCUGGCUCUUUCUGUUUUGGUUCUCAAAAUUGAGCUGGAUUGGGAUAUACAGGUUUGAGAAUUGGCAAACUCGUUGCUAAUAUGGAAUAGACGAUUAAUGCUGAACUGAGAGGUCAAGCUAAUGCUCUUUCAUGAGAAAGGAAAAAAAAUAUGUAGAGACUAAUUAUAUUAAGUUAAUGCAUGUGUGUGUAUCGGUCGCUAGCCAAGGAAUUCAUUAAGUAAUUUAAAAACCAAUCCAUGGAUGGUGGAUGAUAAGACAGGAGCUACUCAUAUAAUCCAGGGAAAACCAUGAUGCAUGGUGCUUAAAAUUGCUAUGCUAGCUGUAAAUAGUCUGACUAGAGCUUGCAAAUUCUAUUGAUGGCAUAUCCUUGGGGCUAUAGCUACAUGGUCAGCCAAUAUGGAUAUCCGAUUUUUAUGACCGAACCCAAUUUCUCAUAAAGUCUAAUGCCACUCCAAUGCAGAAUCUUUUCUCCAUGUUGUGGAAUGUGAAUGUCCAUAUUGACUACGUUUCUCUUCGAGACACCGCCACAUCUAACAUCCGAAAAAAGAUUCAUGGACAUUUGUUUAGGCUCUUUUCCUGUGGUUUGUUGCAGACAAAGGAACCUUAUUCAAUUUAUGUAUUGCAAAUAUGGUUGCUGAGUUGGACUACAUGUGAGCUCUCAUCGUAAGUAGGUAGUACAUCUUAAGUUAGACUUUGCAGUUAUUUGAUUUGAAGUAAAUAUGCCUUCAUGGUGGGGAAAGACCUCAUCCAAAGAAGACAAGAAGAAAGCAAAGGAAGGUAUCAUAGAUGCAUUGCAGCGGAAAUUCAAGAUUGCUUUGGAAGAUAAGAGCAGCAGUAAAUCAGGAGGAUCUUGGAGACGUUCUAGUGAUACUGUUUCUGAGAGGGGAUCUAGAUCACGAGUGCCUUCAAGAUCGCCAUCACCUUCAACACAAGUAUCACGCUGCCAAAGUUUUGCAGAAAGGCCUCAUGCUCAACCACUUCCACUUCCCGGGGGGCGCCAUAGUGGCAUUGGGCGGAGUAAUUCAGGAAUUACAGCUUCAAUAAGACCAGUAUUAGACGGAGGCUCCAAGCCUUUGGAUUUGCCCCUUCCAAGACCUGGAUGUGUCCAUAAUAAAUUAGACCAUACUUAUGCUGAGGGAGAUUCUGUUUCUAGUGUUAGCUCUAUGGAUAGUGAAUACCCAUCUGAUUCACGUGUUCUUAGCCCCCUUAUGUCUGAUUAUGAAAAUGGGAACAGAACUGCUACAAACAGCCCUUCUAGCGCAAAGCAGAAAGAGCAAUCCCCGAUUGUCUGUCGAAAGAACUCCAAAGAGACACUGAAGCCUGCUGAUUUUUCACUCAAUAAUCAGAUUCCUUCAGUAUCACCUAGACGGGUACCUUUAGGCAGCCAUGUACAAAAUCUACAGAUUCCUCAUCGAGGUGCAUUCUUCAGUGCUCCGGACAGCUCAUUGUCAAGUCCUUCUAGAAGCCCGAUCAGAGCAUUUGGCCCUGAGCAAGUUCUUAAUUGUGGUUUAUGGGCAGGACUAGGCUCUGGCCACUGCUCAAGUCCAGGUUCUGGUCAUAAUUCUGGGCAUAACUCAAUAGGUGGAGAUAUGUCAGGACAGCUAUUUCGGCCAAAUAGUCAUUGUAGCCCUGAGUGUUCUCCAAUACCUAGCCCUAGAAUGACAAGCCCUGGUCCCAGCUCCAGAAUACACAGUGGUGCUGUAACUCCUUUGCAUCCACGAGCUGGAGGUUCUGCCAUAGAGUCACCUACUAGCCGACCUGAGGAUGGGAAGCAACAAAGCCAUCGGUUGCCCCUUCCACCAAUAACAAUCUCUAAUACUUGUCCCUUUUCACCUGCAUAUUCAACUGCAACGUCUCCUUCAGUGCCCCGAAGUCCUAAUAGGGCAGAAAAUCCUACGAGUCCUGGUUCUCGAUGGAAGAAGGGUCGUUUGCUAGGGAGAGGCACAUUUGGACAUGUUUAUCUGGGGUUUAACAGGGAAAGCGGUGAGAUGUGUGCCAUGAAAGAGGUAACUCUAUUUUCAGAUGAUCCGAAAUCAAAGGAAUGUGCACAGCAAUUGGGACAAGAAAUAGCACUCCUAAGUCGAUUGCAACAUCCAAAUAUAGUGCAGUAUUAUGGGUCUGAAACGGUGGAUGAUAAAUUAUACAUAUACUUGGAAUAUGUUUCUGGUGGUUCAAUAUAUAAACUUCUCCAGGAAUAUGGUCAGUUUGGUGAAAUAGCCAUUCGUAGUUACACUCAACAGAUCUUGUCUGGGCUUGCUUAUUUACAUGCUAAAAACACUGUGCACAGAGACAUUAAAGGAGCAAAUAUACUUGUAGACCCCACUGGCCGUGUCAAACUGGCAGAUUUUGGGAUGGCAAAGCAUAUUACUGGGCAGUCUUGUCCGUUGUCAUUCAAGGGUAGCCCAUACUGGAUGGCACCUGAGGUGAUAAGGAAGCCUAAUGGUUGUAAUCUUGCUGUUGAUAUAUGGAGCCUUGGCUGUACAGUUUUGGAGAUGGCAACAACAAAACCACCGUGGAGCCAGCAUGAAGGGGUUGCUGCUCUGUUUAAGAUUGGAAAUAGCAAGGAGCUUCCUACAAUUCCUGAUCAUUUAUCAGAAAAAGGGAAGGACUUUGUUAGGCAAUGCUUGCAACGGGACCCGUCACAUCGCCCUACAGCUGCUCAACUUUUGGAGCACCCUUUCGUAAAAAAUGUUGCUCCAUUGGAGAAACCAAUUCCAACUGCUGAGCUCUCAGAACCACCAUCUGCAGUUACAAAUUCGGGAAGAUCAAUGGGGAUUGGAAGUGCAAGAAACAUUGCAGGUUUUGACUCUGAAGGGGUUGCUAUCCAUCAAUCCAGAGGCUCAAAGAGUGGUGCAGGAUCCAGUGAAGUCCAUACACCGAAGAAUGCGUCAUGUUCAGUUUCUCCUGUUGGGAGCCCUCUAAUACAUUCAAGGUCACCGCAACAUAUGAGUGGAAGAUUGUCUCCAUCUCCUAUAUCUAGCCCUCAUACUGUAUCUGGUUCUUCCACACCUCUUACUGGUGGUAGUGGUGCAGUCCCAUUUCAUCACUCCAUGCAGCCAACAACUUACUUGCAGGAAAGCAUGGGAAUGAUCCAGAGAUCCCAAAAUAUCUUGUACAGCAAUAGCAAUUAUCAGGAGCCCAACCCCAAUCUAUUUAGAGGGAUCUCACAAGCCUCUCAUGUUUUCCGGGAAUUGAUUGCAUCAGAGAAUGUUUUUGAAAACCAGUUCGGAAGAUCUGGUCAUGAGGAUCUCUAUAGUGGGCAGCCUGUCCUGGCUGAUCGUGUGUCUCAGCAGCUCCUAAGAGAUCAUGUGAAGUUGAAGCCAUCCUUGGACCUGAACCCAAGCUUGUCAAUGCUUGGUCGAACCAAUGGAAUCUAGUGUGCACCAGAGUCCUUGGUCUGAAAAUAGUGUCCAGGCAUUUCAUAAUGCUUCAUAUACUUCCAAUAUGUACCUGUAAAGUUAAGAUUGGCCAAAUGGUCAAGUUAGAUAUUCUGGAAGCUUGAAUGGUGGAAGAGACUUUUUGAAAGCAGAAUCUGAUUGUUCAGUUGCAGAGUUCAUACAGUAAGCAGUUUACAUGAUAUAUAGGAGGAGAGGAUGUCUAUUCGCAAGCAGUCACAUAUUCUUGAAGCUACCCAGCAAAUACAAUUUCACCUUUAUCAUUAUUAGAGCAUAUUUUUCUGUCAGCUGUAAUGAUUCCAGUAAAUGCACAAGUUAGCUCACUGCCAACAAAAACUGGUUAUACAGAGAAGAAGCUGUGGAAGAAGAAAUAUGCUGGUGUAAAGAACUGUAUAUGUUAUUACACUUGAAACACAGGAGUUACAAGAAGCUAUUACCAUAUCUGGACCUUUUCUUUUCCUUUCACUGUAUUUUUAGGGUGGAAGGAUGGUGAUGGGAAUUAAAUACUCAGUUGUACAGAAAGUUGGAGUCCAGAUUUUGUCCGAAGAUGACAGUUGAGGAUGUGCCUGAUCUAUAAUUUCUUUUCUUUUUUCCUUAUCAGUUUAAGGCAGCUCAAAACACAUACUGGGGGCUGUCCUGCUGAUUAUUUUGUAUCUAUACUUUUACACAUUUGCAUCCAAUUGAAAGAAAAAAUCUAAGUUAACCUGUGUA